AUGAAGAGAACUCGUGAUGAUAAGCCACUAGACUGGGAACAGUGUGUGGGUGAGGAAGUGGUACAGCAACUGAGCAAGUUGAGCGGAGGAAGUGGCCCACGGCCGGAGCUGAAGGCUCAUUGGCACUACGAAUACGUGAUCGCGUGGCUUUACAACGUAUGCCGGUCGUUCUACACUGCAGAAGAAGCUGGAAAGCCGCUGUGGGCCGACGUAACGUUUGAGGAGGCGGUACUGACGCAGGACAUGAUGCGAGACACUGGAGACGGCGAAAGCGACGGCGAAGCGGACGGCGAGAAUGACAGCGAUGGCGACCAGGCGCCGAACCUGUAUGCGCAAGUGCGGCUGCGCGUGCUACGGACGCUUACACAGACUAAGGACGCGCAAUUGCGCCAGUGGGAUGCGGCUGUGAAGCCAUUUCUUGCGGAUGUGGCCGGCGCAGCGUUCUACGCGGCGCACGACACGCGAUUUGCAGAAUUGGACGCGCGGGAACAGUUCGACGUGUUGUACUACUGCGUGAAGCACAUUGAACGCCGCAGUGCGGUGUUUCGCCAUUACCUGGGGGCACAUUUGCACCUGUUUCAAUUUCCGCAGUGCGCGACGGACGACGGACGUACAUUGCUGCUACUGCCGGGCGGGAAACUGGUUGAAAAGACGGCUGCAUGCCCGCACGACAACGAAUUGCAUGUCCCCAUCAAGUUGCGCAAUUGCACGUUGCGGCACGAGGAUGCGGCAGGUGGAGUCGAAGUGAUGCACCUGGAUUUUGGUCCGGAUAUCGAUGCAUAUCUGGCGCGGAUAGCACCGGAGUUCACGCCGAUCGCGUGCAACUGGACUGAUUUCGUGGAUUACGCGGUGCUUACGAAGGACAGGAGUGUUCAAGAGUUUAUGGCUGCGUAUCUACCCGUGGUUGCCGCACACGAGUUGCAAGCGCGUCGCAUUUUACAAGUGCGUGAGCGCGAACGGUCAAUGGCUGCGUUACUGGUGCGCCGUAAACGUUCUUCACGGCUGGUGGCGCGUGAGGAAGAGACCCAGCGACGCGAACUCGAGGCGCGCUGGCUCGAGAAGCUCGAUGAGCGCGACCAGUUUUUGCGUGCACGCCAGCGUGCUGUGGCCAAGCAUACGCGUGCCGUGAAGGAUACGUUGUGGUCGCUGCUGUGGGACCGGUUUGAACAAGAUUUGCGGGUAGAGAAGCUACGGCGUCGCGCAGAGGGCACGCUUGCAGAGCAUCUUGCGACACCCGAGCCCACUGCAACACCUCCGGAAUCGCAAACUGCUGCCGUUGUCACACACGGCGGGGAUGCGACUGGCGUCUCCAGCGGCGCGUCUGACUUCACUGCAAGCACGGCAGAGGCUAGUGCAACAGGCCCUGCUGCGACAUCCACCGCAGCUGCAGCCCCCGCAGCGGCAACGCCCACAGCGCCUGCACUCUCCGGCAUCGAUUCUGCAGUGCUCGAACACGGUGAAAAAUUCCAAGUCGCACUGGUCGAGGUGGACCCGCCGCAGCCGGCCGAGAUCGCAGCUAAACCUCUCGAACUACCGGAACAUCUGCUCGUCACACGUGCGGAGCUUCAGGACCUCGAACAACACGGCAUCCCAGUUUCAGACUACGAUCCUGACUCAACGGACUGGCUCUUCCAAUGCCCCUGCAGCGUCGCAGGCGUCAACCUAAACGACGACCCUGCGGUGCAAGGCUCUCCCAUCCUAUGUUGCGAUGCAUGCCUCCGCUGGCAACACUGGGAAUGCCAGCGCGAGCAGUGGCUUGCGUUGCAAGCGUCCCCCACCAAACAGCACGCAACUGUUGUCCUGGGCGCACCACUUCAUCAUCGUCGCAGUUCGCGUCGCCAACAUUCCGAAGAACCUUCGCACGCUUCCGAACUACGUCCGACCGACAAGCGAGCGGCCUCAUCCCAAUCCGAGCCCUUCAUGUGCGCUUGGUGCAUGCGCCAGCUGGAAACCGACUUGCGCGGCGUGUUCAUUCCCGAGCUCAUGACGCUCCGGGCCAAGCAACGUAAGCAACACGAUGAUCGCGAAAGACGCAAGAAGCUCAAGGAAGAGAGACGUCUGCUCGAGCCGCAGCUUACUCAGCCUACCCAGCAACCUCAGUCAGCCUCUAUUACAUCGUUUAAUAACACGUAA
This is a messenger RNA of Lachancea fermentati, 2133 nucleotides long. The record is from the annotation of a GenBank genome assembly. NCBI's taxonomy places the organism in Eukaryota, Fungi, Ascomycota, Saccharomycetes, Saccharomycetales, Saccharomycetaceae.